Messenger RNA from Nematolebias whitei (Rio pearlfish), 2571 nucleotides. RefSeq names its product fibronectin type III domain containing 7a (gene fndc7a). The record is from RefSeq and is a predicted model, not a curated record. Lineage: Eukaryota; Metazoa; Chordata; Actinopteri; Cyprinodontiformes; Rivulidae. The transcript has 14 exons. Gene Ontology annotation, molecular function: protein binding.
CAGGAAAAAAGGGGAAAGAAGAGAAGAAAAAAGUGUAUUUUAAGUCGGAGCUGCUGCCCUGAAGUCAGUUUGAGAAUCCUCUCUCCUUCAGGCAGAAAAAACACUAAAAAGAUGGGAACGACGCAGUUAAAGACGUUAAAACUUCUGCUAUUAUUAACUUUUACAGGGAUAUGCACUGCCCAAAAUGGCAUCACUCUGUCUGUGUUUACGGUGACAUCAAAGAGUAUGACGGUGCAGUGGAGCGGUCAGUCUGGGGCCAGCUCCUACAAGAUCACAGCGACCCCCAAGACCUUCCCCGCUCUUCCGGUGUUCGCCCAGUUCAGUGGCAACACGGUGAUGGGCUCGGUUUCCUCGCUGUCACCAAACACGGUGUACACCAUGCAGCUGGAGGCCAUGGACAACGCUCUCAAUGUCCUCAGCAGUGCAAAGACAGAGGAGACAACAGCUCCUGAUAUCCCGACUAUCCAGCAGGCCUACUCCAAACACAGCGACAGCAUCACUGUUGAGUUCACCACAGCUACCGGAGCAACCAGCUACAUCCUGAGGGCAGAGUCAAAGACGGGGGAUUUCUUUUUAGAGACCAACGUGUCGAGCUCCCCGGGCACCGUGGAGCAGCUCAAGCCCUACACGGACUACAUCCUGAGUGUCAUGUCGGUCAACUCAGGGGGAAGGAGCCAGCCUUCGUACCCCACCGAGGCCAGGACAGUUGUGACUGCACCCCAGUUGAACACAACCUCCCCGAGCAAUGACACCAUCCUUGUGGCCUGGACCCCGGUGCAAAAUGCCGUCCUCUACUCGCUGGUUAUCAUCAUGGAGGGGUCCAGCACCCGCCUGAAGCUGAACACCACCAACACCUAUAUGACGUUCAACAACCUCACAGCAGGAACCACGUACUGCAUCAAGGGCACAGCCUGGGACUCUGAGGGCCGGACCGGGGACGACCUCACUGUCUGCCAGAUCACACGUCCUUCCAGCCCAGAUGUGACCUCUGUCGAGGUGACUCUGGGCCGGUCUCUUGGGAUCACCGUCUACUGGAUAUACGUGCAGGGGGCCACAAACUACUUGGCCUGGACCUCUAAUGGACAAAAUUGUUCCACAGAAAGCACUUACUGCUUCAUCAACCCUCAGGAGUGCGGUCAGAACCACACCGUCACUGUUAUAGCCUACAACAAUGCUGGACCCAGCAGCCCCUCACAACCAACCAACUACAUCACUUACCCCUGUCCCCCUGAGAACAUCUGGGUGGAGGAGCCCUCAGCUGGGAACUGCUCAGUGGUGUGGGAGGAAGUGCCACUGGUGGAGUAUUACAUAACCUUCAUCAAGAGAGACGACGGGACGGAGAAGACGUGCAACACCACCACAACCAGAUGCCCGUUCUUCUGCAUGUGCGGCUACACGUACCUCACCAGCGUGUUUCCCUACAACAUGGCCGGCACCAGCCUCUUCGCAAACGUCCGCAACUACACGACCACUCCCUGUUGUCCACGGGACGUCGCUGUGACGCUGGUUUCUACAGAGACCCUCGAGGUCAUGUGGUCACCGGUCAAAGGGGCCGAGGUGUACGAGACCACGGCAGUGGAGACCGGCGGCAUGCUCCACUGCAACGACACAUCGCCGGUGUGCGCGCUGUCCGAUCUGACCUGCAACACGGCCUAUUCUGUGACGGUGACCCCCUGCAGCGAGUUGCGAGGAUGUAACCUCACCUGUGCACCUUACACGAAAGAGACAGCUCCCUGUGCUCCAGAGAUCCUGAACAUAACUCAGACCAGCAGCUCAGCAUACAAAGUCUUCAUAACCACCCCAAACUCAGCCAACACAAACUACACCAUCACUGCCACCAGACCUAACAACGUGCUCACAUGUCAGACAAAAAACAACUUCUGUGAGCUCAUACAGGUGCCCUGUGGUGCUACCUACGAGGUCACGGCAGUGGCCACCACAACAGCAGGCAGAAGUCUCCCUGGAUUCAGUAAAACGUUGGAAACAGGUCCGUGCUGCCCCUCAUACGUGAACGUGACUCAGGUCACCCAGGCGAUGACCAAUGUGACCUGGUCGGCCAGCAGCGGUGCUCGCUCCUUCGUAACCACACUCAUGUCCCCACGAGGAGAAGCCAAAUGCCACACGCUGGACACCAACUGCCUGAUGGGAUGCAUCACCUGCAGCACCAACUACAGCGUGAACCUGGAAGCCAUCAGUGCCACGGGACAAAAAUCUCAGUGCACAUACAGUGGAUUCUCAUCCAGUGCCUGCUGUCCAACAGGAGUCAAGCUCUAUCGCAGGACAAACAACUCACUCAGGGUGUACUGGCGUCCUCUGGGCCCUCAGGCCUAUAAACACAUUGUGGAGUUGUAUGGGACCGGGGCCAACUACACCUGCGUCGCCACCGCAGGGAGCACGUACUGCGACAUCCAGGAGGGAACCUGCGGGGACGUGUACACGGUCGUCGUGGCGCCUGUGGGACCAAAUGGGAUCAAAGUCACCUUCUGCCUUCCCAGGACAUACUCUGUUCCCUGUCCAGGAAGUAAUGCUGGCAUGAUAAUCUCUCGCAGAAGAUGAAUGAACACCAUCUGA